Molecule: messenger RNA, 1580 nt
Organism: Microdochium trichocladiopsis
Lineage: Eukaryota; Fungi; Ascomycota; Sordariomycetes; Xylariales; Microdochiaceae
Exons: 1
Coding region: 185-1342 (385 amino acids)
Source: RefSeq, a predicted model, not a curated record
GGUAAUUCCAUACAUCUCGACUUGAAACCACCGUAUGACAACAUCAUCACGCAAGCCCGAAUUACAAGAAACAGUCUUCAAGUCUCCUCCUCUCUCCCGGCAAAGUGGCUUGGGUGCCAUCCAGUCUUCCAGUGUCUAUCAAUAAAAACAUAACGAAAAUCAAAAAGAAAAACGUAAAGCAGCAAUGGCCACUACCACGAACUCACCAUCACCGACGAUAGCCAUCAUCGGCGCAAGCGGCAAGCUCGGCGGCGCGACCCUGCACGCCCUGCUCGAGCACGCCCUGCACCCGCCCGCAAACAUCAUCGCCCUGACCUCGUCCAAGCCCGGGUCCGAGACGUGGGACAAGCUCGCCUCCACCUCCUCCUCAUCAUCGGGAAGUCCCAGCAUCCAAGUCCGCCACGCCACCUUUGACGACCCGCAGAGCCUCACCGCGGCCCUCGACGGCGUGGACGUCUUCUUCCUCGUCUCGACGCCGCGGAUAUCCAUGGACUUCAACGAUGCCCCGCCCGGUACUGGCCGGGAGGCGCAUCACUUCGCCGCCAUCGAUGCCGCCGUGGCCGCGGGGGUCAAGGUCCUCGUCUACUCCAGCUUGGCCUUUGGGUUCCGCAGCUUCGCCGCUCGGCGCAGCCACAAUGUCAAGGAUGGUGCCUCCGAGGGAGAGUCCAAGGCCGGCGUCAUGCGGGCGCAUCUGCGGACUGAGGCCUAUCUCGCGGAGCUGGCUGCACAGGGGAAGCUGCAGAGCACCGUGAUCCGGGAGGGCCUGUACAACGAGUCCUGGCCUCUGUACCUGGGUUACUUCGACACCAAGGCGUACCUGGAGGACAAGGCCGGAGAGGAGAAGGGGCGCGAAGAGGUGGUCAAACUAGCCGGCGACGGCAAGAUCAGCUGGACAGCCAUCAAGGACCUGGGUGUUGGAAGCGCCGUGGUGCUCUCGUCGCUUGCAGCAUUCCUCAAAUCAGGAAACCAAGGGAUCAGCGAUAACAGAAGCAAUGAAUUCCUUGGCAGAAAAUUCUACCUCUCUAACCCGCCUUCAACAGCUCUGACGCUUGCUGAGGUGGCGAACCUAAUUACCGAGACUGCCACCACCGCCAAAGCCACCGCACGGAAAAUCAAGGUCCAGAUCGUGCCCCUGCGCGAGCACAUUGCGACGUAUACGUCCCGCUCAGGACCGGAAAGCAAACCAGCUGUCGAGUGGUGGGCGAGGACUUAUCCGGCUCUUGAGGAUGGUGAGUGUCAUGUCGACGACUCCACGCUGGCUGAGUUGCUCGGCCGAGUCGGAGUCAAGGCUACACCCAUGGAGGAAACUGUGCGGGAAAUGAUCAUCGGUAGAAGCCCAUGAGUGUUUUGCUUCAUCAAGCAAAAAGAUGUCAAAUGUCUGGGCUGGUAGCAUGCUGUGGCGGAAGCACAUAGCAAAGCUCUCAAUGUCCGACACGUUACUCACGCGGGCUAUCUUCUUACGGUUCAAGUCAGCCGUCCCAUUGCAGCCGUGUACUUCUUUCCUGCAAGUCCUUCUCCAUGAUGCCGCCAUCUUGAUAGUAGUGUGCAAGUGUCAUGGCGUAGCCGAACCAUUUCUUGCU